CCCAGCGCGCCGCGACAACACACCGAAGAACAACAGCGUCACAUCUACAACAAUCUCCCCGCUGAAGACCGUCAGAAGCAGUCAUACAAAGAAUGGGUGCAGGAAGUCUAUAACGACCAGUACGAGAAGUGGAUGCCCUGGCUGGAAGACCAGUACCUGAAGUGGUUUGGCAAGGGAGACAACAAAGCCUCCUAUGUCACGAAAGACAACCUGAACAAGACCAAGGUGACGGGCGUCAAGCAGGUCGACCAGAUUCAGGACGACAUGCACAAUCUGGUGGGCAACCAGCUUGGUGAGAACGGGCUGCUGUCACCAGUGGGCAAUGCGGUCUCGAAGGAAGGGAUCAAUCGUGCCGAACGACAAGGCAAGGAUGAGAAUGGCUCCUACGGGGGUCCGUUGGGGGGUGUCACCGAUCCUGUGGUGGAGGGCUCCAAGAGUGCGGGCCAGGGCCUGUACUCUGGAGCCCAGUCGGCUGGCUCCUCGCUC
Molecule: messenger RNA, 486 nt
Organism: Aspergillus saccharolyticus JOP 1030-1
Lineage: Eukaryota; Fungi; Ascomycota; Eurotiomycetes; Eurotiales; Aspergillaceae
Exons: 2
Source: RefSeq, a predicted model, not a curated record